This is a messenger RNA of Elaeis guineensis (African oil palm), 1926 nucleotides long. RefSeq lists its product as uncharacterized. NCBI's taxonomy places the organism in Eukaryota, Viridiplantae, Streptophyta, Magnoliopsida, Arecales, Arecaceae. Gene Ontology annotation, biological process: regulation of transcription by RNA polymerase II. Gene Ontology annotation, molecular function: transcription coactivator activity. Gene Ontology annotation, cellular component: SAGA complex. The record is from RefSeq and is a predicted model, not a curated record.
AAGAAAAAAAGGGGAAGAAUGUCACGAGCCUUUGACCCAAAGAGCGCAGUUGGAAGCUUCCAAGCUCGGCCCAAAGGAGGCUCCUUUCCUUUCUCCCCCAAAUCACCCUCUCUUCUCUUCCCACCUCUAUAUAAAUAGAAGCAGCACGCCGCGAGCGCUAAAAAGGGCAAAAUCGAAACCCUUCUGACCCCUCUUCGCCCCGGUUUCACGAUCGAGUCAUCAAUCCCACUGCUUUUCGGCNCCAAAGCGAUCUGAUCUGCUGUAACUACCCGAAUACUCAGACUAGAUUUUUGAGUUUUAUGUUCUCGGAAACAAGAAGAUAGCUUUAUUAUUAGGGUUUUGUUUUCUGGGUUCUAAUGGUCUGUAAGAGAUAAAUUAGGGGAGCUGCAUUUUGGUGAUUGUUUGAAAAUUGGAAGUCAGAAUGCCAUCUUAUCAGCAGUAUUCUCGAGUUGAUACUAUGGAGCUAAAAUCUCAGCUUUUUAAGAAGAUUGGGCGGCAAAAAGCCGAGAAGUACUUCUAUAAUCUGAAAAGAUUGCUCAAUUUGAAGCUUAGCAAGUUGGAAUUUGACAAGUUGUGCUAUAGUACUGUUGGGAAGGAAAAUAUUGCUCUUCAUAAUAUGCUCAUCCGCUCUAUCCUUGGCAAUGCUUGUCUUGCUCUUGGCCCGCCAAGCAAAGAGACAGUCACAGGGAACUCACGGACUAGCAAAUUGUCAAGCUUUGGAGACACAUUCCCAACAUCCCCUCGAAGGGGAAGGUCUAUAAGCAGCAGGGAUCGGAGAUGCAGUGACCGUCCGAGCCCCCUUGGACCUUAUGGAAAGAUGCCUCCUGGGCAUAUGCAAGAAGUCACUAAUUCAUGUGACUUGCAGAGGUCACGAGAGCAGCAAAGUGCUCCAGAGUUGAUAUCUAUUGGUAGUAAGGCUUUGUUAGAAGUUGCAUCUGUGGAAGAUGGAGAAGAGGUUGAACAAGUGAGAGCUAGUCCAAGUGUUCAAAGCAGAAGCCCUGUAAGGGCUCCUCUGGGCAUUCCAAGGACUGCUUGCGCUCUUCCCCGUAAGACAUUUCGUAGUGGUUCUGUGCGUGGCUUUCAUCUUUCGAAGUCAUAUGUUCCUGAGUCUUGUCGUGGCAGUUCUGAACUGCCUGAUACAAGGUCCUUAAAAAAGCAGUUGGAGCAUAAAUUGGAACUUGAAGGCCUUGGUUUAUCAGUGGACUGUACUAAUUUGUUGAACAACGGGUUGGAUGCAUUUCUGAAGAGGUUGAUCAAACCCUGUAUGGACUUAGCUAGAGGCAGGUGCAGCAAUAGGAGGAUAGGUCGAGCAAAUGGGAGGAUUUUUCCUGGUAUAAAUGGUGUUUGGCAAGAGAAGAAAGUGCAAGGGUCAAACACAUGUUAUUAUGCUUCAUUACUAGAUUUUCAGGUGGCAAUGGAAUUGAAUCCUCGGUUGCUUGGUGUUGAUUGGCCUGUACAGCUUGAGAAGACAUGCUUUCGUCUCUGGGAAGAAUGAAACAUAGCUUGAACACAAUUUCAGUCUCACUGUUGCAUUGACAUCAACUCUGCAAGUCCCAUGUAAAAGAUCCCUCAUGGGCCUUUCAUACAAUUGAAGCAACAGAGUUCAUCAUUAGCAUGCAAAUUACCGAAAAUACAUGAGUAGAAAACUGCAGAGUUUACUCACAGGUUACAAAAAUUCAUUAUGCCUGCCAUGGUGAAUAAAUGCCAUAUGCCUUCCCUAUCGAUCAAAGUGACAGAUAGGUGUCACUAUUGAAGCCUCCAUUUUAUUUUUGUGAUGGGUCCAUGUCCUGCCCAUUGAAUGUAAACCUUUCGACCCAAUUUAUAUUACUUUCCAGUUUAUGAAAUCGAUAUGGCUUUAAAUCUUCUGAUGUAUACCUUUUAUCUUUAUGUUUCUUGUAAAUAAAGUGUUAGCUGAUUUUGCAACUA